AAAGCCUAGCUGGCACCUUUCUUCUUUACUAGAUACAGUUAGCAACGUUCCCAAAGCCAAACCCAAAGCCGCCUAAUUAAUUACUUCAUUUUAUUUAUUAAAAAGUAAGUAACAGCAGAAGAGGAAGCGAUGCAGAUGCACACUCAGAUUGCAAUUCUCAUUCCAUCGGAAAUGCGUUGAAUUGAUUGCGCAGAGCAGAAAAUGCGCCAAGCACUAGACCUAGGACUAGGAGGAGACGUCGCCCCAGAGGCGGAGAGGCGGCGGGUAACCGCGUGGAGCCGGUCACAAGGAGGAGCGCGGAGGGUGACGCCAAGCGACAGCACCGUGGAGAAGCGCUUAGCGAACGGUGACGUGUACAUGGGGGGCUUCUGGGCCAACGUGCCCAACGGAUCCGGGAAGUAUCUCUGGCAAGACGGGUGUAUGUACGAGGGAGAGUGGAAGCGAGGGAAGGCCUGGGGGAAGGGAAAAUUCUCGUGGCCCUCCGGCGCCACCUACGAGGGGGAAUUCAAAUGGGGUCGGAUGGAGGGGUUGGGGACAUUCACGGGAUCGGAGGGCGACACGUAUCGCGGGUCCUGGAGCUCCGAUAGGAAGCAGGGGUACGGGCAGAAGCGGUACGCCAACGGGGAUUUCUACGAGGGGUGUUGGAAGAGGAACGUGCAGGAGGGGGAGGGGAGGUACGUGUGGAGGAACGGGAACGAGUACUACGGGGAGUGGAAGAACGGCGUCAUCUGUGGCAGGGGUACCCUCAUUUGGGCCAAUGGGAACCGCUACGAGGGCCACUGGGAGAACGCCGUCCCCAAGGGCCAGGGUGUUUUCACUUGGCCCGACGCCAGCUCCUAUGUUGGCUGCUGGAGCAAGGACCUGAACCUGCACCUCCUCCACGGCACUUUUUACCCUGCCCCUGGGCCCCCCUCUCUCAGCAACACCUCCUCCUUCCACUUCGACUCUGCCAGACCCAGGAUUUGCAUCUGGGAAUCCCAGGGUGAAGCCGGGGAUAUCACCUGUGACAUAAUCGAUAAUGUCUCCUUGCUCUACCGUCACGGAACUCCAACCUCAACCAUCUCAGAUCGCCAACAUGUUAAGCCCUUUCGCCGGAUUCCUUCUGCCGAGGUCAAGAGGCCGGGCCAGACUAUAUCCAAGGGCCACAAGAAUUAUGAUCUCAUGCUUAAUCUGCAAUUGGGUAUAAGGUACUCUGUCGGGAAGGAAGCCUCCUUUUCGCGACAGCUUAAGCCUGCUCAUUUUGAUCCCAAGGAGAAGUUCUGGACAAGGUUUCCCGCUGAAGGAUCUAAGAUUACUCCACCGCAUCAAUCCUUGGAGUUCCGCUGGAAGGAUUACUGCCCUAUGGUUUUUAGGCAAUUGAGGAAGCUGUUUCAGGUGGAUCCUGCUGAUUACAUGUUAGCUAUAUGUGGGAAUGAUGCCCUCAGGGAGCUUUCCUCUCCAGGGAAAAGUGGAAGCUUCUUUUACUUGACCCAGGAUGACAGAUUUAUGAUAAAGACGGUGAAGAAAUCUGAAGUCAAGGUGCUUAUUCGGAUGCUUCGAAGCUAUUACCAACAUGUUUCUAAAUACGAGAAUUCACUUGUCACAAAAUUCUAUGGGGUACACUGUGUCAAACCAAUUGGAGGCCAGAAGACGCGCUUUAUUGUGAUGGGCAAUCUUUUCUGCUCUGAAUAUCCGAUCCAUAGACGAUUUGACUUGAAGGGAUCUUCACAUGGCCGUACAACAGAUAAGACCCAGGAGGAAAUUGAUGAAACUACCACCCUCAAGGACUUGGAUCUCAAUUUUGUGUUUCGUCUUCAAAAAGAUUGGUUCCAGGAUCUCAUCAAACAAAUUGAGCGGGAUUGUGCGUUCUUGGAGGCUGAGGGAAUUAUGGAUUACAGUCUUUUAGUUGGCCUUCAUUUUCGUGAUGAUAACACCUAUGAAAAAAUGGGAUUGUCCCCCUUUCUUUUGCGCAACGGGAAGUGGGAUUCUUAUCAGAGUGAAAAGUUCAUGCGUGGUUACCGCUUUCUUGAAGCAGAGCUGCAGGAUAGGGAUCGAGUUAAAUCUGGCCGGUAUGUGAAAAGGAAAUCAUUGAUUAGGUUAGGAGCCAAUAUGCCUGCAAGAGCUGAGCGCAUGGCGCGUAGGAGUGAUUUUGAUCGAUACACCCCUUGUUGCAGUGGGGAAACUUACGAUGUUGUUUUAUAUUUUGGGAUUAUUGACAUUUUGCAAGAUUACGAUAUCAGCAAGAAACUGGAGCAUGCUUACAAGUCCUUUCAGGUUGACCCUUCAUCAAUCUCAGCUGUUGAUCCAAAGCUCUACUCAAAAAGGUUCCGGGAUUUUGUGGGUAGAAUAUUCAUCGAAGACUGGUAAUAGUAUGUAAAAAAAAAGAGGCUGAAAUAUUGUCAUGAUGGUAAAGGGUUUUGAUCUGAAUGUCCAGAAAAAUAACUGAAAGUUGAACCCGUUGAUGGAGUUGGAGAGCUUGCAGUUGACUGUUCGAUUCACGGGCCACUGUUUCUGUGGCUGUAACCAAGAGUGCUCACCUGAAUGCAGGUUGUUUUCGUGGCUGAAUUUUGAACAUACACGGCCAUGAUAAUGAAGGCAGGGAGAUCUUUGUACAUGGAGGAUGAUAGAAAUGAUCUCUGUCUUUUUUUCUCUUGUUUUUUUCCCGUGAAUGGGGGGUGGGUUUUGUGGAUUUUUUGUGGUCAGAAAAUAGGAUAUGAAUAUGAUGUGAAAAAUGAUAGAUAGAGGAGACAUGGAAAUGUUUUCCGGAGAUUGGAUUCAAAAUGCGUGGAUAGUUUGGUGUAAUAAAGAAAGUGUACAGUUCAUUUAGAAAGGAUAGAUGGCGGAAGGUUUUAUUUAUUUAUUUAUUUUUGGUAAAUUCUUGAUUUUUUAAUCAGUCACUUGGCAAGUUCUUGUUUAA
Cajanus cajan (pigeon pea) is the source of this 2896-nucleotide messenger RNA. Lineage: Eukaryota; Viridiplantae; Streptophyta; Magnoliopsida; Fabales; Fabaceae. The record is from RefSeq and is a predicted model, not a curated record.